Molecule: messenger RNA, 773 nt
Organism: Chiloscyllium plagiosum (whitespotted bambooshark)
Lineage: Eukaryota; Metazoa; Chordata; Chondrichthyes; Orectolobiformes; Hemiscylliidae
Product: mth938 domain-containing protein-like
Biological process (GO): positive regulation of fat cell differentiation
Cellular component (GO): cytoplasm
Source: RefSeq, a predicted model, not a curated record
AAGGGGCUGGUCUCCAGAAAUCUGAGCUUCACCCUCGGCUGUCGGGAGCAGGACUGGCAUUUUCUGUGACCAGCAAAACGAAAACUCAACUUGACUUCAAUGUGAGUGAACCAUGACUUCACCAGCUAUUGCCUCUUUAAGGUGGGGUGAAAUGAAGGUUGAGGGCAGUGAUACUCGAUACAAAGAUUGUAAAGUCUGGCCAGGAGGAAACCGAACAUGGGACUGGAGAGAGACAGGAACUCGUCAUACACCUGGAAUUCAACCAGCUGAUGUUAAUGAAAUUGUUAACAAAGGUAUUCAGACACUAGUAAUUGGAAGGGGAAUGGACGAAGCAUUGCAAGUGCCUGAAGCAACUCUGUCCUUCAUCAGAAGUAAGGGUAUUGAUCCUGUGGUUCUCCAAACAGAGAAAGCUGUGCAGCAGUACAACAAACUAGUGAAGGAAGGUGUUGCCGUUGGAGGAAUUUUCCAUUCAACCUGCUGAAGCAUCCAAGGACUACAGGAGAAUAUUUUGUUCUGUUUUAGGUGGUAGUUUUAGCACUCUGUUAUGAUACUUCAUGCACAAUACAAAAGCACAUUACUUUUCAGAACACAAACUUUGAGUUAGAACAGAUUUUGAAAACGAUGUAAACAAUUAACACUAUCCAGUGGCUUACUUUUGCAACUAAAAUGAUUAUUUGGACUACAAUAAGCCAAUGCUUGAAUUUUUCCCCUGUUUGAAUGAAUAAUAAAUGUUCCUUGCUACUUCUAACUAAUGUUUAUGUUGAACUCCAUUG